ACCGGCAGCCGCGGCGGAGCCCGGUGCGGGGCAUCCCUCACCUCCCCUCCCGGUGCGGGGCAUCCAUCCCAUCCCGGGACGGGAUAUCCCGAUGGAGACGGGUUACCGGUGCCGUAGCAACCGGUACAUCGAGAGCGGGCAGUCGGCUGUGCCCGGCUCGGUUCUAUUCGCCGCCGGGCUGGUGGGCAACCUGCUGGCUCUGCUGCUGCUGGGGCAGCACCGACGGCGCUCCCGGUCGCCCGGUGGUCGCCCAGCGAGGGUCUCGGCUUUCUACGUCUUGGUGAGCGUGUUGGCAGUCACAGACCUGCUGGGCAAGUGCCUGCUCAGCCCCAUCGUGCUGGCAGCCUACGCCUACAACCGCAGCCUGAGCGAACUGGGACCAGGAGGGCGAAGCGAAGGCGAGCCCGGUGUCCUUUGCCAGCUCUUCGCUUUCCUCAUGGCCUUUUUCGGGUUAGCCCCCACCCUGCUGCUGCUCGCCAUGGCCAUGGAGUGUUGGCUCUCCCUUGGGCAUCCCUACUUCUACCGCCGGCAUCUCACCCGCCGGCUGGGUGCCACGGUGGGGUUGGCAGCAGCGGGGCUCUGCGCCCUCUUCUGCGCCCUCCCGCUGAUGGGUUUCGGGGUGCCCAUGCAGUAUUGCCCGGGCACAUGGUGCUUUAUGCGGAUGGCAGGCGGGGGUCCGCGCCAGCUGGGCUUCCCCGUGCUCUACGCCAGCCUGAUGGGCUUGUUGGUGUUGGCCAUCGGCGCCUGUAACGUGAGCAGCAUGCGGCACCUCUACAGCAUGGCACGGCGGCAACCCCGCCGCGGGACCCCCGCCGCCACCGCCGCCACCCCGCGCAUGGAAGAGCUCGACCACCUCAUCCUGCUGGGGCUCAUGACCGUCCUUUUCACCAUCUGCUCCUUGCCGCUCAUUGUCCGGGCGUACAUGGGGGCUUUUGCCACCGAUUUCAACGAGAACGCUGACCUCAGCGCCCUGCGGUUUCUCUCUGUGAACUCCAUCGUGGACCCCUGGGUCUUCAUCAUCUUCCGCACUUCUGUCUUCCGCACCUUCGUCCGCAGGGUUUGCCAGAGGCUGAAUUCCCGGAAAACCACCCUAAAAGGACCCAACCCAGGGGAGAACGGCCAAUUUUGUCCCCCGGACUGGCGCAGGACAGACAACCCGCAGCUCGGCUUCCCCUGAGUGCAUGGGUUUUGCAGAAGCUGGGAGCUGCUGGUGAGGAUGAGGAGUGAGCCUUCGGCCCCGCACGCCCACCCUGGAGCAUCCCAGGAUGGCACGGGGCUGUCGCAGGUGGGGACGGCGUCCAGCUUGCAGCGAGAGGUGGCUGUGAAGAGUUUCUGCCCCCUCUCCAGGCUGUAUUUUGCCCCAGAGAGGAACCAGGUGGUUUCUUGGAUACCUGUGAAGAAUUCCGAGCAGCAGCACUUUGUGGAGGGUUUGGGGAGCACCUGGCUCCAGGAAAGCAGGAGGGUUUUGGCGCGUGGCUUCAGGGCAGCGGGGACACACAGGGAGGAGAGAUGCGUGUGUGUGUGUCCAUCAAAUAAAAGUGGUUUGGAGCCCUGCUCCAUCACCUUGUCCUCUGCGUGGUCCCCUUUCCAUGCCAGGGCUGGUUUGGGGUGUCCUCGGUGUGGAUGAAGGGGUGUGAGGGAGACUUUGAGAGCAUAGAGACUCAGAAACUUGAGCAGCAGCUCACAGUUGUGCCAAGGAGAUGGAGAGCAGGCAGGAUCCCUCCCUGUGACACCCAUCAUCCCACCCUGGGAUGCCCAUCAUCCCUCUCCUAACCCCGUAUCCCUCAAGCAGGGCUGUGCUUUCUCCACCAUGGCUUGGUCUUCUUUUGAAAACAGGUUCCUCCAAGCACUGGUGUUGCAUUCGUGUUUCUCAGAUGCGUACCUUUCCCACUGUAAUUGCUUUAAUUCAGUAUUUAUGAUGAUUCUGAGCCCUAAUAAGAGCAGUAAUUGAGAGAAUACGCAGCCUGUAUAACCUCACGGUGCAA
Cuculus canorus (common cuckoo) is the source of this 1985-nucleotide messenger RNA. It is a transcript of the gene PTGDR, whose product is annotated as prostaglandin D2 receptor. The record is from RefSeq and is a predicted model, not a curated record. The transcript has 2 exons. The coding region runs from base 92 to 1177 and encodes 361 amino acids. NCBI's taxonomy places the organism in Eukaryota, Metazoa, Chordata, Aves, Cuculiformes, Cuculidae. Gene Ontology annotation, cellular component: plasma membrane. Gene Ontology annotation, molecular function: prostaglandin D receptor activity. Gene Ontology annotation, biological process: positive regulation of cytosolic calcium ion concentration; G protein-coupled receptor signaling pathway; inflammatory response.